Molecule: messenger RNA, 2628 nt
Organism: Drosophila subpulchrella
Lineage: Eukaryota; Metazoa; Arthropoda; Insecta; Diptera; Drosophilidae
Gene: mav
Exons: 2
Coding region: 382-2505 (707 amino acids)
Biological process (GO): SMAD protein signal transduction; BMP signaling pathway
Cellular component (GO): extracellular region
Molecular function (GO): growth factor activity; cytokine activity
Source: RefSeq, a predicted model, not a curated record
GAAUUUGAAGCAACGCCCGAACAGGUUCUGUAUAAAUGUGUAUAGGAAUGUUAAUGAGGGAGCGAACGAGACGAAAAUAUGUACAAAUUUUCGACAAACUGUGAUCAUUUAUUUACUUUUACCGAAAGUAUUUUCUGCUGUUUCCUUAAAUUAAUUAACAAAACAAAUUCCUGAAUCCGAAAGCAAACAGAUGCUCACAAAACAUAAGUACGUUAAAAGUACAUAGUGUGGAUGUGAAUACUUACCAAAAUUCUGUGCAAAGAUUGUUACAUAUGUAAAGAAGAGGCUACACAUUUCAGACAGAAAUGACCAAAUGAAUGGAAGAUUACAACAUUUAUUAUUUCAAUAUCAAACGAAUUUUGAUGGCCAUGUGGAGAAAACAUGAUAAUAGAUAUUGAACCAAACUUUUCGCCAAAAAGCAAAGCUCCAACAAAGUGGUGCGAUCUUUUACAAUAUAAAUGUAAAACUAGUUACUCUCAAACAAAAAAAUUAAUAGCGCAUACAAACAAGUCCACCUGGAUUUUGAAGAUAAUUUUUCAUAUAUUUUUUUACCGCACUACAAAAACAGUAGGCAUUGCAGAACUGGAACCUACUAUUAAACCACCGCCUCGUACAGUAUAUUGUCAGUCUAAGCUUGCCAAAGUUUAUAAUAGGUAUCCCAAAUAUUCCCAAAUAUGGCUUAUGUUUGUUUUAUUGCUGCCAACUCAGCAACAAGUCAAUGGUCAUGGAAUGUUCCGCCCAACGUCAAAUUCAAACGUAUUGUCUUUAUCACAUUCGCAAAAUGAAAAUAUGCAACUUCAAAUUGCGCUGCUUAAAAAUCAAAACAUUGGAGCUGAGAGUCUAGAAACCCAUCAACUACAAUCAAAAAUCCAAGCCAAAAGAACAAGUUCGGAUAAGGAUCUUAACAAUUUAUCCAAAAAGAUUAGUAAGCAAAGCAGAGACUCAUUCUAUAAUGCCAGUUCAAAUAAAUAUAGUCUGAUUAAUCUAAGCCAGCCUAAACACACGCCUCACUUAAUCAAUCAAAAAAUAAAAGUUGAGUGGAAAAGUUCCGUACCAAUUUACAAUAGACAAACAAGAAAAAGCAGAGAUAUUCGGCUAGAAAAUAAGAGUCAUAAUAGAAAACCGAAAAGAGUUGAUGAAGUCAGGCUUAAACGCCUAGUGUUAAAAGGGCUUGGGAUGAAAAAAAUACCAGAUAUGAAAAAGGUUAAUAUAAGCCAAGUUGAAUAUUCCAACAAAUACAUAGAAUACCUAAGCCGCCUAAGGAGUCACCAGGAUAAGGGCACAAGCUAUUUUAAUAACUAUAUUGGGGCUUCAUCUAUUGCAGACCUACAUUUUUUAAGCAUUAUUACAAACAAAUUUAAUGACAUUAGUCACAAACGACUGCGUCAUAAGAGAUCAUUUAAAAAUUUAAACAGGCUAACACAAAACAAAAAACAUAAAAACAAUGAAGAUUCAGUAUAUGGCCAACAGGACAAAACAAACAUUCUGUUGCACUUUCCACUGACAAAUCUAAAAGAUGCCAAGUUUCACCAUGAUAAAAUAGACGAGGCCAAUGUCAGGCUUAUGCUCCUAUACAGCUCAUCCCUAGCAACUAAUUCUCGCCGAUGGCAAGGACCUAGAAACAGAAAGUUAAAUAAAAUUUCUGGGACUGUUAGUUCAAUGAAUCCUGUUAAGAGCUGUAAUUCUGGUGAUGUCAGCUAUAAUCAAUUUAAAAGGGUCCGAAGUCGACAAUUGAAUCUGAAGGUGUAUCAACUUCUUUCGUCGAACAGACGAAGGCUUUUGGCCUCUCGGAAAAUUGAAUUUGAAAAUAUUGAAUACGAAGAAACACGAACUCAGUGGAUAGAAUUUGACGUGACAAAAGCUGUUCGUAGUUGGAUGAACAAAAGUCAUGAAAAUUUGGGAAUAGAAAUUCAAUGUGAUAAAUGCAAAAGUAUAGGUGCUCGAAUACUUAGCGACUCAGACUCUUCGACGCAAUCAUCAUCCGGAAAAUCGGCCACACCAAACAACGAACGCUUCAACCUCAUGCCAGUUCUAAAUAUAAUCGGACAUGGAGCCCUGAAAGCCCAAAAAGAAGAUGACGUUCAUCAUAUCGUUCUGACCAAUAAUAGAAGCGAUGAAUAUGUACAUCAUCGUUCAAACCAAGAUACAACCUGGAGAAAGGAAAAGUGGAACAACAACUGUUACAAAUUGCACCAGCGAUGCUGCAGAAAUCCGCUGGAUGUUGCCUUCAAGGACAUUAAGGGUUUUGAGUUUAUAUUACAGCCAAAAGUAUUCGAUGCGGGUUAUUGCCAUGGAAGAUGCCCACCGCGUCACAAUCCAGCCCACCACCACGCCCUGUUGCAAAGUCUUAUAUGGCAAGAAGAUCAUACCCGAGCACCCCGUCCGUGUUGCGCUCCUUCAAAACUUGAGAUGCUCGAAAUAUUACAUGUUGACGAAAACCACAGCGAUAAACUCAAAAUUUCCACAUGGAGUGAUAUGCAGGUUGUAGAAUGUGCCUGUUCUUAAAUGAAAACCGCUCUCAAUAUGCCUUAACGAUUUAUUUUUACAUGUAAUCCGUUAUUUACCAACUAUUGCCUCUAAUUUUUAAGUAUAAAUUUAAAAGUAUAAUAAAAAAUUAUCUUUAAAAAA